GAGGACAAACUAAUCACAGCAGCAGAAGAAGUAGAAGAAGAGCGCUAGCCACCGUUAGCUUGUGAGACAAACGCAGUAACGUAGCGGUAGUUCAUCCGAUGUGUGGCUAGCGUCGCUGCAGGUGUCCAAGAGAUCAUCAUAUGCUGCGAAAGAGAGGGAAGGUGACACCAAACAGUUCGUGACCGAGACAGACCUCGUUUGAGAAGAACAUGGAGAAACAGCUGCAUUUGAACCUGUUAGCCUCCAGACCUCCUGUGGCUGCAGGCUUUCAGUCCGGCUCCAAAAUGAAAAUGGGACCUGGACGGAAGAAAGAUUUCUCCCCCCUGCCCUGGAGUCACUACUUUGAAACCAUGGAGGAUGUUGAGGUGGAAAAUGAAAAUGGCAAAGAUAUUUUCAGAAUUUACUGUAGUGGCUCCGAUGGUCCUGUGCUGCUGCUGCUCCACGGAGGAGGCCACUCUGCACUCUCCUGGGCUGUGUUCACUGCCGUCAUAUGCAGCAGGAUCAACUGCAGGGUGGUGGCUAUGGACCUCCGAGCUCAUGGAGACACCAAAGUGAAAAAUCCUGACGAUCUCUCUGCAGACACGAUGGCCAAGGACAUUGGCAAAGUGGUGGAGGUGCUCUACGGAGACAGCCCGCCUCCGAUCAUGAUUAUUGGACACAGUAUGGGUGGGGCCAUUGCAGUUCACACAGCCACAGCGAAUCAUGUACCAUCACUGCUUGGCCUCUGCGUCAUUGACGUUGUAGAAGGUACAGCAAUGGAUGCUUUGAACAGUAUGCAGAAUUUCCUCAGGAGUCGACCAAAGACAUUUAAAUCUCUGGAGAACGCCAUUGAGUGGAGUGUGAAGAGCGGCCAGAUCCGCAACAUUGAGUCAGCACGAGUGUCAAUGGGAGGCCAGGUGAAAAAAUGUGAGGAAUCCACCAGCAGUCCAGGUGUGUCUAAAAGCAUUGGCGAAGGUAUAAUAGAAGAGGAGGAGGAUGAAGAAGGGGAAGAAGAAUCCAACAAGAAAAGGAUGAAGGAAGAUGACCAAGAGAUAAAAAAGGAAAGCAUCUUCACCUGGAGAGUGGAGCUGUCGAAGACAGAAAAAUACUGGGAUGGCUGGUUCAGAGGCCUGUCUGCUCUCUUUCUCACCUGUUCUGUACCAAAACUGCUUCUGCUCGCAGGAGUGGACAGGCUUGACAAAGACCUUACUAUUGGACAGAUGCAAGGGAAGUUUCAGAUGCAGGUCCUCCCUCAGUGUGGUCAUGCUGUCCAUGAGGACGCACCUGAGAAAGUAGCAGAUGCUCUAGCAACAUUUAUGGUUCGGCACAAAUUCACAGAGUUUAAGGAAGGAUUCCUGUGCUAAUUUCCAGUUUUCAGUCUAUAUAGCCAGCAGCCACAGAAGAAAUGUUUCAAGAUUCAUCCACAUCCUCGUACAAUUUAACAGCAAAUUAAGGAAAAUAUAACAUUAUUAUUAUUAUUAUUAUUAUUAUGCUUUUGUUAUGUUGCUUUUGUUAUAUAGAUGUUUUGCCUUUCAGCUUUGCCUUAUUCUUAUUUUAAGACACUGGGAUUUGAUUGUACCUUUCCUUUACAAUAUCUUUUUUUUUAAAUCUCUGAACUGUAAUGCUCUCUUUUGUUUAAUGUUUUAAUUUGAGUGACUGCAUCAUUGUGAAUAUGUGUUUGUAAUGUUUGAAUUCAAACAAUGAUUAAAGAUGGAUGCUGUAAUAAA
Morone saxatilis (striped sea-bass) is the source of this 1706-nucleotide messenger RNA. RefSeq names its product protein phosphatase methylesterase 1 (gene ppme1). The record is from RefSeq and is a predicted model, not a curated record. Gene Ontology annotation, biological process: protein demethylation. Gene Ontology annotation, molecular function: protein methylesterase activity. Lineage: Eukaryota; Metazoa; Chordata; Actinopteri; Moronidae. The transcript has 14 exons. The coding region runs from base 210 to 1343 and encodes 377 amino acids.